GGCUGGGGAUUUGGAUCGUGGAGCGCGGAGGAGGGAGAGUGGGGAGGGGAAAGAAGUUGGACACGGACAAUCUUGCAGUAACUUUUUUUUUUUUCUUUCUUCUUCUUUCCUUUCUCCGUGGAAGAAGAAGAAGAAGCGUCAAGAAUAAAAGUCACAGGGACAAAAAAAACCCACACUGGAUUACAUUUGAAUUCCAUUUGCAUCGCCUCCUCAGACUGUUUGGAUACUUUUACGCACGGAGGGAUUCAUGUGGAGGUGAAAAGUUGUGGAUUUAUCAAUAGUUGAAGAGGAGUGAAACCAUGUGGCUUCUCUGCUCCUCUUUGACGCUGCUGGCGCUCAGCUUUGGAUCAUGUGACACCCUGACAUCAUCGCAAGAUGAGCAGUGCCCCUCCUUGCAAGUGGAUGAGUGGAAGUUUCCUCAGUCCGCCAGGCACAAUAUUACCGGUUUUAACCUGGUGAGGCGAUUUUCCCUGCUGAAGAGUCAAGAUGUCAAGAAGAUCCGCAACCCUCGUGGACCUAUCAUCCUCCGCCUGGGCAAGACUGCACUCUUACGUCCCACAGAUUCGGUUUUCCCUCAUGGUCUACCUGAGGAGUUCACUCUGAUCUUCACUCUGGCAUUGAAGAAGCCUGCCCUGAGGGACACCAUCUACCUCUUUCAGAUAUCUGAUCAACGGGGAUACCCACAGUUUUCUGUAGAACUAAACAGCGCUGACAACACCCUGUCCCUGCGAGCCCUCGGGGUGGACCCUGAGGCCGAUCUGGUGAGCUGUGUUUUCACCGGAGAGGGGGUUGAGUCCCUGAAGGACCUGCGCUGGCAUAAGGUCGCCCUCAGCGUACGUCAGGGAGCGGCCUCCCUCCACGUGGACUGCAGUUCCAUUGAGACCAAGCCCCUGGAUCCCCGUGGAGUUCUACCCACUGAUGGACACACCCUGCUGGGCAUCCGGGCCUCUGAUGCUGGGCCGGUGCAGAUGGACGUUCAGCAGGUGAUGCUGUACUGCGACCCCUCCCUCGCCAUUCAGGAAGCGUGCUGCGAGAUACCGGGGGCUCGGUGCCCUCCAGAUGUUCCCAAGAGCCGUCGUGCUGCUGAAAAUGACCUGCUGGAAAACACUUUUAAUCAGGACAUUUUUGCAUCCAAGGCUGGGGCAGAGAAAUGUGCUGGUUGUUUAUUCCUGAAUAGGGAAGAAAAUGUGCUACAACUUGGUGCGGCAGCUGGACUGAAAGGUGAAAAAGGUGAUCGGGGUGAUGACUGUUCUGGCUCCCAUUCAGGUCCUUGUGCAGAGGGACCCAAGGGCCAGAAGGGAGACAAAGGCGAGCCGGCACUGCCAGGCAACUGGGGAGAAGCAGUUGGGUACAAGGGAGAAAAGGGCCAGAAGGGAGAACUUGGUCCACAGGGUCUCACAGGCACUCCAGGGAAGGAUGGUCGAGCGGGGUCCAUCUGUGUAGUCGGCCCCAAGGGACAGAAGGGUACAUCAGGUUCAGUGGGUCCAGAAGGAUUGGCUGGGGAGCCAGGAAAGCCUGGACCACCAGGGCUGCCAGGGGCUGGAAAACCAGGUCUACCAGGCCCUCCUGGUCCACCGGGUGGUGCAAAAGGAGACAAGGGGGAUUCAGGACUUCCAGGAGAAGAUGGAUUGCCAGGGGAUCCAGGACCACGAGGACCUGCAGGGUCUAAAGGAGAGAAGGGUGACCCAUGUGAAGUGUGCCCCACGCUGCCUGCAGACCUCAGCAAUACAGUGACACUGCAGGGGAAGCCAGGUCCUAAAGGGGAGCCUGGAUUACCAGGGAUCAGCCAGAGAGGACUACCUGGGCCCCAAGGUGCAGAUGGCAAGUCAGGACAGAAGGGAGAACAAGGAUCAGAUGGUGCUAAAGGAGAAAAGGGUGAACCUUGUUCUGUGUGCCCCACACUUGGCGAAUUACCUGCUAACUUGCUCUCCAGCGGCGCCAUGACCCAAAACCUGAAGCUGAAGGGCGAGAAAGGAGAGCCUGGGAUUGGACAGAAAGGGGAGCAAGGAGAGGCAGGAAGCGCAGGCUCACCUGGCCUUAACGGAGAGAAGGGUAGCACGGGGAGUAAAGGAGCUGACGGUAAGCCGGGAAAAACUGGACCCAGAGGACCCAUAGGGAAGGAUGGGCCCAAAGGUGCAAAGGGUGAACAGGGACUUCCUGGUCUUGGCAUUCCUGGCCUCAAGGGUGAGAAGGGCGAGUGUGGUGUGUGUCAGCCAUUGGAAGUUGGCAGUGGACACUCAAAUGUUAAAGUGCCUGAGGGAGAAAAAGGUGCACAAGGCGAACCAGGUCCUCCAGGGCCUGCCGGACCUCCAGGCCUUGGAGCCGAAGGCAAACAGGGCCUGCAGGGUGUUGCUGGCGCUAAAGGAGAAAAGGGUGACCAAGGAGAGCAAGGAGAAAAAGGCUUAGACGGAGCUCCUGGAGCCCCGGGACUGCCUGGAGAGUCUGGCCAGGAUGGAAUAAUGGGCUUAAAGGGAGAGAAGGGUGAUGCUUGCACCAGCUGUCCAACUCUUGGUGCUGCAUUGGGUGAUGGUGUGGCUGUCCCGGGACCCAAAGGAGAGAGAGGAGAACCUGGUCCUGCAGGAGAAGGGAAGCCUGGCAAAAACGGAAAACCUGGGUUACCAGGUUUGCAGGGGCCCGCUGGUCCCAAAGGAAGCAAGGGAGAACCUGGACUCGAAGGAGUGGGCCUUCCAGGACCACAAGGUGAAGAGGGACCAAGAGGACUUCCUGGACUUCCUGGACCUCGUGGUGACAGAGGACUGACUGGCCCUGAUGGCCCUGUAGGGGAGAAGGGCUCCAGUGGAGAAACUGGACCUCCAGGACCACAGGGCCCAAUGGGAGUUGGAGUAGCAGGACCUCCGGGCAAAGAGGGUGCACGAGGGGUUACGGGGUUGCCAGGAGCUGAUGGCAGACCUGGACGUGAUGGAGCUAAGGGGGACAAGGGUGAACCUGGAGAGUGCAACUGCAUAAUGUCAAUGCACACGGGCCUAGGUGGACCUGGGGCUCCAGGAGCUUCAGGAAGCACAUGGCAACCUGGCCCUCAGGGGCCCCCAGGACCUCCUGGACCACCUGGCCCCCCUGGGCCUCAAGGUGUCCAUGGAAUUCAAGGACCCCAGGGUAUCCCUGGAAACGACGGGAUACCGGGGAAUCCGGGUUUGCCUGGAAAAAUCAUGCCCGCUGGACUACAGCAGCUGCCUCAAGACUCUGCUGGAGACGAGGGCUGUGAUGGGGGCUGUUCCCAAGGGUUACCAGGGGUACCAGGCAUGUCAGGUGCCAAGGGAGAAAAAGGAGAUCAGGGCAAGCCUGGUGUAACCCCCUUGGACAGCUGUGACUUGUGUUUGGAGAGACUGCAGAGGGAGCAGGCGACACAAGCAGUGCAGGGUGACCAAUCCUGUGCAGGAACACCAGGAGUUCCAGGAAUGCCCGGAUCACCAGGACUAAAGGGCGAGCAAGGUGUACCAGGUGAGAGAGGACACGCUGGACUACCAGGAAGCAUGGGACCUCCUGGUUUCCCCGGUCCUCAGGGUCCAUCUGGUUUACCUGGUCAGCAGGGUGAGCGAGGGUCACCGGGACUUGCAGGAAUGAAGGGUGAGCAGGGCCCUCCAGGAACCCCUGGGUAUCCAGGAACCAUGGGACCACCCGGACUGCCUGGGCUGAAAGGUGAACGUGGAAGCCCAGGAAGUGCUGGCCAUAAAGGAGAAUCAGGUCCUCCUGGUAACCCUGGGUACCAAGGACAGGCAGGCUCACCGGGCAUUAAAGGAGACACAGGACCUGCAGGGCCACUAGGACCCAAAGGCGAACAGGGCUUCCAAGGAUCACCAGGAUUCCCAGGACCACCUGGUGCACCAGGUCCCGCUGGCAAAACUGGAAGAGAAGGACACACUGGGCUUAAAGGUGAAAAGGGAAAUGAUGGUGCUCCUGGAUCUCAAGGACCAACUGGACCCCCGGGCGCUCCUGGCUCCCCAGGGCUGAUGGGCCCUCCUGGCAUCGAAGGAAUAGAUGGGAAAGAUGGAAAACCAGGGCUGCGGGGAGAGCUCGGUCCUGCAGGCCCAGCAGGACCACGAGGAAUCCCUGGAUUCAAAGGGAAAACCGGCCACAUUGGGUUCCCCGGACAGAAGGGUGAGGCUGGCCCUGCAGGGCCUCCUGGAGCACCAGGUAGACCAGGACAUGAGGGUGAUCCCGGUACUCCAGGAGCUCUGGGACGACCUGGACCCCAAGGCCAUAUUGGUCCUCCAGGUCCAGCUGGACCACCAGGUCCUCCUGGACAGUCAGGAGUGGGUAUAAAAGGAGAUAAGGGUCAAGCCGGUGAAAGGGGUCUCCCAGGUAUGGUAGGACCCCCAGGACCACCCGGACACCCAGGCGCUUUGGGCGAGCCUGGCAGUGAUGGCGCUGCUGGUAAAGAUGGAGCGCCAGGCUUACCAGGGGACAACGGGCAGCCAGGUCAGAAGGGAGAGCCAGGGGCCCAAGGCCAGAGGGGGCUUCCAGGGGAGAGAGGUAGGCCAGGGCCCCCCGGUGGUGGAGGAUAUCACUCUAAGGAUGCACAGCCCAUCAUUGGCCCAGUGGGACCCAGAGGGGAACGGGGAAGCCCAGGCUCAGAGGGUCCCCCUGGGCUUCCUGGACCUCCAGGAUCCCCAGGAAAUGAUGCUGUGGUUAAUUAUGAUGAAAUCAGGAACUUCAUCCGCCAGCAGGUCAUCAAGAUCUUUGAUGAGAGAAUGGCCUACUACAUGUCUCGCAUGCAGAUGCCUGUAGAGAUGGUGGCAUCCCCAGGUCGACCAGGGCCCCCAGGGAAAGAUGGCACUCCAGGUAAUCCAGGGGCCCCAGGGGCUCCUGGAAUGCCGGGACAGAUCGGCCGACAAGGCCGACCAGGAGGACAAGGCCUCCCCGGACCACGAGGACCCCAGGGAGAGAAAGGAGACAAAGGAGUUGGUGAGAUGGGAGAUGUCGGACCUCCAGGUGCACCAGGUGUCCCAGGACCCCCAGGUUAUGGUAAGAUGGGACCCCCAGGUUCUGUUGGCCAGCAGGGCGUUCCUGGAAUCCCGGGCCCUCCUGGACCUCCUGGUUCAAAGGGGAAAGACGGUCGGUGUAAUCCUGGUGACUGUAUGAGCCAUCAAGUGGACUACAGCCCCAAGGGCCCCCCUGUCAAGGGCCCCUGGUAGAGGGCCACGCUAACGGAGGAGGAGGGGACUGAAGCAAAAGAGACUACGAGGACAGGAAGCCAAAGAUCACCACCUGAUGCUAUUAAAUCUGACCACAAAUAAAGCAGCUAUGUAACUACCAGAUGUACAGGCAGGUGGGAUCCAAAAUUCACUAAACUUUUCUGAAGCCCCCGUUGGAACCAAAGCCUGCACGAACCACCAGCAGUUCAAUGGUAUCACUUCACUUUUCUCUCUCAAUGACAGUUUUCUGCCAUAUUACCCAUAUUACCAUCUUUUAUUUUGUUCAUGUGUCUUUCCCCUCUCCUUCUGUAUUUUCAACAGUAACCCCCCGCCCCCCCAAAAAAAAAAAAACAUAAUCUGCCACUUCCUUGUGUUUCCCUCUCCUGUUUUCUGUUAAAAUCAUUGGAAAAACAACAGAUAAUUCCUGUCGCCCUUCUGCUUCUUCUGUCAUAUCUUUGUUCCAUUCACACCAAAUCACAUUCAUAGUUCAUCAGUCUGUGUGUCAUUUGUUCUUUUCAUAUUCAAUUAUAUAUUCACAAUCAGAAAACGAAAAAACGACUCGUUAUUUCAUUAUUCAUGUACAAAUCAAAAAGUGAGUUUUUCAUUCUUUCGAUUGUACACACAAAUUAAAAAUUGGAAAUAAGCAAAUGGACUAAAUGUGGGGUUUCAUGUUAACAUUUCUGAUAUCUGAUCUGGUUUGACCCGGAGGUUACUGACUUCUUUGUGUGUUGAGCUGGACAGUCGUGGGUUUGCUAGUAUUCUGUUUAAUGCAUUCUGCGGUCAUGGAGAAUUUUGUGUUAUUCAGAGGCAGCAAAUUCAUUACUAUUAAGGAGGACGACAUGACAACUGAAAAAAUCGGCAGGAUCUUCCAGGUAUUGUUGUUUUGUUUAGUACAGUGUGGCCAUGGUAACCAAUCUAAGUAGAAGCCACUUGGCGUAACACACAAAGAAGUCAGUAACUUCUGGGUCACACCAAAUCACAUAUCAAAAAUGUCAACACGAAACCUGACAUCUGGUCCGUUUGCUGAUUUCCAAUUUUUAAUUUGUGCAUUUGAUUUUUGAUUUGUACAUAAAUAAUGAACUAACAAGUCAGUUUUUCAUUUUCCGAUUGUGGAUUCUCAAUUGAAUAUGAAAAGAACAAAUGAUACACGGAUUUUCAUCCCGUGUAUUUGUAAUAUUCUGUCUCAGUGCUCGAAGUGUCAUAUAUAUAUUUGAUUUGUCAGAGACGAUGCGUGGCAAUGUAUUUUAAAUCUGUACAAACAGAUGUCAAAAACUUGGAUUUAUACCCUCUUUGAUGGAUUGACUGUUUUGUAUAUAUUUCUAUUUAUAUAUAUCUAUAUAUAUAUAUUUUGGGGCUUUUUAUACUUUUCUCAAAGGAUUUGAUAAAAGGCUGUACGUAAUAAGCCACAUAUUUUCCACUGUCAGUGAUCAUAGAGCCACAGAAAUUGCAGAGGGGAUAUUUUUCUAAGAUCUGUUAAGCAUUCAAAAUGGAAUAAUGUGGUUAGUAAAAAGCAAAUUAUUUGUUGACAAAAAAAGGCGUUUACGUGAGGAAAAAAAAAAAGAACGAUUGGCUUUUGUAAUUAUGUUCAUUUUGUGCCAUUUUACCUCCAGUAUUUAUGGAAAGCAGCCAUUAUAAAACAUCUCAUUUCAUUUUGUAUUCCAAAGUAGCUCUAAUAGCCAU
Messenger RNA from Sphaeramia orbicularis (orbiculate cardinalfish), 6833 nucleotides. It is a transcript of the gene col16a1, whose product is annotated as collagen, type XVI, alpha 1. The record is from RefSeq and is a predicted model, not a curated record. The coding region runs from base 300 to 5153 and encodes 1617 amino acids. NCBI's taxonomy places the organism in Eukaryota, Metazoa, Chordata, Actinopteri, Kurtiformes, Apogonidae. The transcript has 71 exons. Gene Ontology annotation, biological process: extracellular matrix organization. Gene Ontology annotation, cellular component: collagen type IX trimer. Gene Ontology annotation, molecular function: extracellular matrix structural constituent conferring tensile strength.